Molecule: messenger RNA, 300 nt
Organism: Mesorhabditis belari
Lineage: Eukaryota; Metazoa; Nematoda; Chromadorea; Rhabditida; Rhabditidae
Source: the annotation of a GenBank genome assembly
AUGCACACGAUUCUCUUGAUGCAACCGACAUCGAAGCUUGAUAGCCGAACGUGGAGUGACUAUGAGACACUUCGAGAGUGCUUGGAAGCAAUCUGCAAGAUCUAUGAGGAAUUUCUUAAAAAGCACAACCCUGGCCAGCCAUCAAUCACCUACGAUGUCUCGAAUCUUUUUGAUUUCAUUGAUAAACUCACCGAUCUCUCGUGCAUGGUGCUUAAUGGUCAAAAGACUUACACUCCACACAACAAAGAGUGGAUCAAAGAGAAAAUUUUCGCCAUGCUCCGAAGUCAAGCCGAGGGUCAA